AUGCUAACACCGGAACGCACAUUAGCGUUUACUACCUGGAAGACGGUAUUGCAAAAAGUCCCCAUUGUAGAAUGGCCCAGUCGCGAAGGAUGGCAAUUGGAAAAUGCAUUUUCGACUGCAAUAGAUACGUUUACCGACAAUUGACAAAACUAGGGAAUGUAUCGUUGGUAUAGCAAAAAAGCGAUAAGUACUGAUCCGAUAGUUGUCGCACCCCUGCAAAUGGCAGACUUCCGGUGAAUUCGCUCCACUCUUCCUUGAUUCGAUGCAGCGCUACGAAACUACAUAACCUCGGAAUCAUAAUAAUAACAACAAACGCGUCGUGACUGACUUUUGUUAUCAAAUAUUGCGAAGUCACAUUCGGUUUCACGUAGCUUCGCGCACUAUUGUAAUGUGGGAGAUGUUAAUUUAUUCGAACUGAUUUAGCAGAAUGGGCGACAUACGAGCUGGUCUUGAAGAAUUAAAGCUGGACGGUGCUCUCUUUGCCAAUGUUAAAUACUACGUCAGCGGCGAAGGCGAUCCCAAGAUUGUGAGUUUACUACAAGAAGGUGGUGCUGAAAAUUCUAAUUAUUUUAGCGACUAUGUAACACACCUGAUAGCAGGCUAUGAAGCAUUAGAAAAUGAUAUUUCUGCAGCAAAGGAUCUAUAUGAAAUCCCGGCAGUUACACAAAAUUGGAUCUUAUAUUCAGUCAAAUGCAAUAAGCUUUUGCCAACACAAUAUUUCUCACCAGAGGAGAAUCAAUUAUUCUCAAAUAUACGUGUCUGCAUAUCCCAGGUAAGUCGAGCAGACAGUAAGUCGCUCUGGGCAAUGAUAACAUUGCAAGGUGGCAAAUGUCAACUACGCUUGGAUAGAUAUUGCACUCAUCUGAUCACUGGCAAAGCAAGUGGUAUUAAAUAUGAAACUGCCAUGAGACACCAUAUACAUAUCGUAACACCCGAUUGGAUAACGGAAUGCUGCAAGAAAGGUGCUAUCAUUAGCGAGAUGGAGUAUCAUCCCAGGUUGUUAGUAUAUCCAUCUCCGAAUAGUUCGACAGCCAUGAUUACCGGAUUUAUGGAUGAAGAUCCAGAUAACAGUACCGCGCAGGAGGACAGAACUAAAGCUAUGCUGGAACAACUUAAGCAACGUAUGCCAUGGAAUCAACCAAGCCCACCGGUGUCAUCGAGCGCGGUGCACAAUCUUGGCGCAACUAACACAGCGAGUGUUCCUUAUUCAACAACUGGACAAAAUACUGUAAAUAUUCAGCCACAACAACAGCAGCAGCAGCAUCUUCCACGAUCGAUUUCCUCGACCAGUUUAAACGCUUCCGCAAUCGUUCCAGCAGUUUCCGAUCAGAAUGUUAUCAAUCAGACAUCAAGUUGGCUUCCACAAGCGUCCCAACAAAACAAUCUUUCUCAAAUGAAAGCUAUGCCAUCGCAAAUGCAACAAGAGCUGUCUACACAACAGAUAAAUAUUCAACAUCAAUUGAUACAACACCAGCACUUAACAUCGCAGCAAUUAACACAACAACAAAUAACGCAGCAUCAGUUGCAACAGCAAUCAUACAACCAACAGCUUCUAAGUCAGCAGACGCCAUCUCAAGUACCGUCUCAACAAUUGAUUGGACAACAGCAAUCAAUGAUUGCGCAACAACAGAUCAAUUCACAAUUACCGCAACACCAGCUGACUUCGCAACAACAGCAAUUAUUAACAUCCCAACAGAAACAAUUGAAUCAACAUCAAAUCAUUCAGCAACAACAAAUGAAUCAGCAGCAGUUGGCGCAACAACCGCAUUUGGCGCAACAACAGCAGCAAGUGCAAUUAGCGGCUCAGCAACAGCAGCAACAGAUAGUGCUUCAACAACAACUAUCCUCUCAGUCGCAACAAAUCUCAGGUCAACACCAAUUGGCCCAACAACCAGCUCCACCGCAGCAACUUACUCCCGAACAAAGACAGCUGAUAUUAUUGCAACAGCAGCAGCAGCAGCAGAAAAUACAACAGAUCUCACAGCAAUUGCAACAAUCCGCGCCACAAAGUUCCCAACAGUUCGUCAUACGAGAAGGUCAGUUGCAACAACAAUCACCGAGCCAAUCAUUAAUUGGGCCGAAUCAGCAAGGAUUCAUUGUGCAACGAGACCCGCAGUGGCAGCAGCAGCAGUAUAUGCAGCUGCAGAGGCAGCAACAGCAACAACAGCAAAUUGGCCCGCAAAGACCUGGAGGACAGUGGCCAGCACUAAGAACCAUCCGUGAAGAUCAACAGCCGCCUCAACAACCCAGACAGUUGAUUCAGCUAGAUGCGCAGACGCACCAACAACUACAACAGAUGGAUCCAUUGCAGCGAGCGCAGUUUAUCCAGAAGAUUCAGAAACAAAAGAAUCUGAUAUUGCAGAGACAGAUGCAAAACCGUCAGCAAGCUCCCCAUAUUGCCGUCAUAAGGAGUCCUGGUAAACCGGUACAACCUAGCAGCUUGCAAUGGGUUCAACGGCCACAAAUGAUGGGGCCGCAAAUCGCGCAGACCCCUGGCCAGAAACCUGUGCAUCCCGGCGUUCAACCGCCAGCAUUGGCGCCAAUCAAUUCCUCCAAUCAGGUGAUCGUGCCCGCUGGACAGAACGUUCCGCAAGCAGGACAGACAUUCCAACAGGGACAGCCUUUGACACCUCAGCAGAUUCUACAUAUGCAGAAGCAGCAGAUGGCUCGAUUGCAAUUUCAACAUUUGCAGCAGCAGCAGCAGCAACAGCAGCAGCAACAAGGUGCGCAGCAAGAGCCACCGUUAACGCCGUUGUCGGGUAACGCGCAGAUACCGCCUGAUCAGCAGUUGGUUGUGAACGCCAAGACCAAAACCGCGCUAGCCAAUAUGUUGACCAACAGAUUGCAAGGCAGCACUACGGAGGGUAGCGCGGCGGGUCAGUUGAGACUGAUGACCGCCCAGCACAGAGCUCCACCUCCUCCCUCGCAGGAUCCGCAGCUUUUGGCCGCGUAUCAGAGGAGAACUGCGGUAAAUGUAACAAACGGUGCACCGUCGUCGGGGACACCUAUAAAGAUGCAAUACGGACCGGUUAUGCAGCAGCCCAAAGCACAAUUCUACGGCCAUAAUCCAAACUUGAAAUUGCCGCCGGAUCUGUUUUUGUUAGGAUGUAUUUUCGUCAUUGUCGAGUACGAUGUACAGCGGCCGAAUGAAGUUUCAAUUUGGAAGCAAGUUAUCGAAAGACACGGCGGUGAAGUGGAGCCGCAAUAUUGUUGCCGUGCGACCCACGUUUUAGCUAUCACGCAGAAACAUCCGAUUGUGGUGCAAGCAUUGCGCGAGGACAAACGUUGCGUCAGCGCGCACUGGCUUUCCGACGUUGUUAGUAAGCUGCAAUUGUUACCGCCGUGGCACGCCUUACACUUCCCGACGCCUUUUGGCUUGUCUGAGCUUCCAUGUGUUAAACAAAUCGUAUCAUUGUCCGGAUUUGAGGGAGAGGAACGGGCGAAAGUCAAAUACAUGUUAGAGGCCUUAGGUGCAAAAUAUACCAACUAUUUUUCCAGGCACAACACCCUACUCGUUUGCAGGAGGCCAGACGGACAAAAAUACAAAAAGGCGCGCGAGUGGCAAACAAGCGUGGUAAAUGCACAGUGGCUGACAGAUCUGCUUUGUGGACAAAUGAAUGCUUUGCAUCAGCUCGAAGGUCCAAAGUACCAACAGUUUAGUCUCAGUAAUCCUUUCAGACUAGAUUAUUCACUAGUGCCUCAUCUCAUGGGUGCUUGGAAACAUCCAAUAAAUAUUAACCAAGAGUCAUAUGAUAAAGUACAACAGGUUGGUCAGGGCCCAAAUUCGAUCAGGAAAUAUAAAAAGCCGCGAUUAGAUGGUCCACUGUUGAAUAAAGACCCGCAUCUCUUGAAUGUGAAUGAACAGGUUAUUAUUAGCAAUCCUGAUCCUCCGCCACCAGAUAAGCAACCAAGAAUAUUAUUCUCCGGCAUUAAUCCUAGAAAGCAUGCAAAGAGGAUUUUAGAACUGGGAGGUACUUUGGCCGCUGGUUGGCGAGACGCCACUCAUCUUGUGAUGUCGGCACCGUUACGAACAGUUAAACUAUUGUGUUGCUUGUCACGAUGUAAAUUUAUUGUCACUCUGCAGUGGUUGCUCGAUUGCUCCGCAAGAAACACUUUCCUGGACGAAAGCCCAUAUGUGCUUGGCGAUCCAGAAUUCGAGAAGAACUUUCAUUGCAAUAUUGAAAAAGCUUUAGCGAGUCCCAAUCGAGGAACAGUACUUAAGGGUAAAAUAUUUUAUGUAACACCAAGUGUUAUACCAUCUCCUUCAGCGAUCGGGGAAAUUAUAGAAAGCGCGGGUGGUAUGAUGGAGAAAACGCGUAAAUCGCUUGCUCAGAUACAAGAAAUGAAUACUGGAAAGUUAAAUUAUAUUAUUGUGACCCACGAAAAUGACCUUCAUCUUCUUUCUGACAUCUUGCGUGCGAAUAUUAGUGUGUUCAGUGCAGAAAUUGUAUUAGGCGCAGUCGCACGACAAUACUUCCAACUUGACUCAAGUCAAGUUUAAAAUAUGCAGUAAACGUUCUCUACUGUAUUUUUAUCCAUGUCAUGGGCCUAUCAAGUUCUUAAUGAGUUAUUUUCCAGUUGAAAUCUUUGCUUACCUUCAAUGGGACAAUAAAGAACAUAAUUUUAUGAUACAAAAGGAAAUUAUUUUUGUACAUCCACGCCAUUACCUCUUCAGUUACAGUCUGUAUUAUUGAGAGUAUGUAUGCAAUAAAUUCAAUAUGUCUGA
Messenger RNA from Dinoponera quadriceps, 4726 nucleotides. RefSeq names its product PAX-interacting protein 1 (gene Ptip). The record is from RefSeq and is a predicted model, not a curated record. Gene Ontology annotation, cellular component: MLL3/4 complex. Lineage: Eukaryota; Metazoa; Arthropoda; Insecta; Hymenoptera; Formicidae. The coding region runs from base 428 to 4501 and encodes 1357 amino acids. The transcript has 9 exons.